Messenger RNA from Alternaria rosae, 447 nucleotides. RefSeq lists its product as uncharacterized. The transcript has a single exon. The record is from RefSeq and is a predicted model, not a curated record. The coding region runs from base 1 to 447 and encodes 148 amino acids. Lineage: Eukaryota; Fungi; Ascomycota; Dothideomycetes; Pleosporales; Pleosporaceae.
AUGAAAGAGUUGGCGUGCGACAAGAAGAUCUUUCAGCAGAACGAAAUGCACACGGCUACCCGACCCCAAUGCAGAUAUACGCCACGAUACCGAGCGAUUCUACCUACAAUCCUGAUCCUGCUAUGCAUACCGAUCUUUUUCUACCAACUAGUUCCAAAAUACACCCACGCUACGGACUACUUCUUAUCGUCUCUCUCACACACGCUUCGCCCACAAACGACGAGUGCCUUUUGCACAAAAGAAGUCGGAACGCCGCACUGCUGUGCCGUAUACCUCGCCGCGGCACCCUGCCUCGACGAAUGCAGGAAACAACACGUGGACAGCGAAACUCUCUCUGUAACAGCACAAUAUGAAAGCUGCGCAGACGAAUGCUUGGUCGAAUACCAAGAGACAUGCAAGAAGGCGCAACAUCCACGAACAUCCCUCAAGUCGUCACAACAUGAUUGA